AUGGCAACCUCUUCCAGCUCCACUGUUGGACUGAAGCUCCUCAUCGAUACAAAGCAAGAAAAGGUUCUCUUUGCCGAAGCUGGUAAGGACUUUGUCGAUUUUCUCUUCAGUCUGCUCUCUUUGCCUCUAGGCACAGUCAUCAGGCUUCUCGACAAGGAUGGCAUGGUGGGUGGCUUUGGAAAACUCUAUCAGAGUGUAAAAAAACUACAUCAUACAUACAUGCAACCCAACAGUAACAAGGACGUGCUUCUUAAACCUAAGGCACCACUUGGAUCCAACAUCCUUAAGCUGAGCAACACUGAAUCAUGCUCUCGGAAAGCGAUCUACAUGUGUGCGAGUGGGAAAGAUCACAAGUAUGUGUCCGAGGACCCCAAAGCUAAGUGUCCAUCCUGUAAUCAAACUUUGAGCGCGCAGACCACUUAUGUUGCUUCACCGUCGACUACCUCAGAAGAAACUUCAGGCGCCGGUGGAGUAGGGUUUGUUAAAGGUGUUGUGACAUAUAUGAUUAUGGAUGAUUUGGAGGUGAAGCCUAUGUCCACCAUCUCCAGCAUAACUCUUCUCAACAGGUUUAAUGUCAAGGAUGUGGGGGUUCUUCAAGAGAAGGUUGUUGAUCUUGGCAUGCAGGAGGGUGUGAAACUGUUGAAGGCGUCUCUUCAGUCGAAGUCGGUUCUGACGAGUGUGUUCAUUGGGAAGAAAGCUGCUACAUCACCUGCAUGA
Messenger RNA from Fragaria vesca subsp. vesca, 717 nucleotides. RefSeq lists its product as uncharacterized. The coding region runs from base 1 to 717 and encodes 238 amino acids. Lineage: Eukaryota; Viridiplantae; Streptophyta; Magnoliopsida; Rosales; Rosaceae. The record is from RefSeq and is a predicted model, not a curated record. The transcript has 2 exons.